Saccoglossus kowalevskii is the source of this 404-nucleotide messenger RNA. RefSeq names its product cytochrome P450 20A1-like. Lineage: Eukaryota; Metazoa; Hemichordata; Enteropneusta; Harrimaniidae. Gene Ontology annotation, molecular function: oxidoreductase activity, acting on paired donors, with incorporation or reduction of molecular oxygen; heme binding; monooxygenase activity. The record is from RefSeq and is a predicted model, not a curated record. Gene Ontology annotation, cellular component: membrane.
AAAAAGCUAUCACCAUGUUACGUCACUAUGAAACUGCAAUGGCUAUUUUGAAUCAGGACAUAACUCAAAACACUGAACCUGGGCAGAAAUUUGCUCAAGCUUUGAAGGCAUGGCAUGAUUUUAUACGUGCCAUGAUUCAACAUCGACGAGAUAAUCCACCAAGCGAUGACGAUUGGACUUUUAUUGAUGUUUUGAUGGCAAAAUCAUCGUCCGAAGAAGAACUCAUAUCAGAUGCUUCAACGUACUUCAUUGCAGGCUAUCAAACUACAGCUUUUUUGAUGGUGUGGACAAUCUACUACAUGUGUGAGAAUCAAGAAGUGCAGGAAAAAGUAUACCAGGAAAUAAUCGAUGUUAUUGGCAAAGACGAACAAGUAAACCAUGUAAACCUUGAAUCACUGAAGUGA